This is a messenger RNA of Helicoverpa armigera (cotton bollworm), 1420 nucleotides long. RefSeq names its product phenoloxidase-activating enzyme 1 (gene Sp7). The record is from RefSeq and is a predicted model, not a curated record. NCBI's taxonomy places the organism in Eukaryota, Metazoa, Arthropoda, Insecta, Lepidoptera, Noctuidae. The transcript has 7 exons. Gene Ontology annotation, molecular function: serine-type endopeptidase activity. Gene Ontology annotation, biological process: proteolysis. Bases 142 to 1290 code for a protein of 382 amino acids.
ACCAACCAGCUGUGGUCGCAUCACUAUUAUUUAUUUAUUUUAUCAAACAAUUAUAGUCAAACGAAACUUAGUUACACAUAGGAUAUACAAGUGAUGACAGUGUUUUUUUGAUACAAAAAAGUGCCAAAUAGUUAUAAAAAAAUGUGGUUCAGUUCAGUGUUUUUUGUUUCUACACUAAUUUGGAGUAAUGUUCACAGCCAAAGCAGCUGCGUCACACCUCUGGGCAAGACCAGUAAUUGCGUAUCCCUAUAUGACUGCUCUGCACUCCUGACUGCCUUUGAGCAGCGACCACUGCCGAACAGUGUCGUCAGCUUUCUGAGGAGAUCACAAUGUGGCUUCGAGGGCUAUGUGCCCAGGGUCUGCUGUGGCCCAUUACCACCUGAUGAGAAUGUGCAACCAACGCCUAGGCCAACGCCGCGUCCAACCCAGGCUCCGACCGAGGGCAGCAGCGAGGUGUUCCAAGAAGACUCGUCGCCAGCUCCGAGGAACCAGUGCGGAGUGGACACUAAUGGAGACAGGAUCUAUGGAGGAACCUUCACGGAUCUGGAUGAGUUCCCUUGGAUGGCAUUGUUGGGGUAUUUGACUCGUAAAGGAACGACUUCAUACCAAUGUGGCGGUGUUCUGAUCAAUCAUCGCUAUGUCCUGACUGCUGCUCAUUGCAUCAAGGGAGCCAUUGAAACUGAAGUGGGGAGCCUAAAAACAGUCCGCCUAGGUGAAUACGACACGCAACAAGACGUGGAUUGCGUAGACUCCGUCUGCGCGGACAGUCCGCAAGAGAUCAGGGUGGCAUCCGCGUACGCGCACCCGGGGUACAUAGACAAGAACAAGAGUAGAAGGGAUGAUAUCGGUAUCGUGAGGAUGGCCGGCAGAGCUCGUUACACAUACUACGUCCAGCCUAUCUGUUUAGUAGACAACAGAGUUCGUUUAGAUACCGGCAACGAUGUUCACGUGGCUGGAUGGGGAAAAACCCUCAACGGACGCAACAGCCCCGUCAAACUAAAGCUCACUCUUCCGAUCUUCGACAAGGAUGAUUGCGUCAGCAAAUACAGAACUCUUGGAGCGAUGCUCGGAGACAACCAGAUAUGUGCUGGUGGAGUCUUUGCCGAAGAUGCCUGUAGAGGAGACUCAGGUGGCCCCCUCAUGAAGCGAAGACCUGAAGGCAUCUGGGAGGCAGUAGGAGUGGUUUCCUUCGGCUACGGCUGCGGCAGGGAUGGAUGGCCAGGAGUCUACACCUCAGUAGCUGGUUACAUUGACUGGAUCAAAACUACGCUACAAAACACGAAUGUCUAAUGCCAUAUAACUAGUCUGCGUGAUAACGUGUCCAAAAUUCUUUGACUUUCUCUCACUCAUGUUAAGAGUUUUGGUCUACUGAUGAUUUUGUCUUUAAUUUUUAGUGAAAUACAUUUUUAUUUUUAAGUAA